Protopterus annectens (West African lungfish) is the source of this 2434-nucleotide messenger RNA. Its product is annotated as protein rapunzel-like. The coding region runs from base 428 to 1606 and encodes 392 amino acids. The record is from RefSeq and is a predicted model, not a curated record. Lineage: Eukaryota; Metazoa; Chordata; Ceratodontiformes; Protopteridae. The transcript is spliced from 2 exons.
AUCUGUGGGAAUAUAUUGAUCUUUAUGUUUUAACACUUGUUUAGAAAACAAAUCUUACAAUCAAACUGGGCACAUUUUAUCAAAUACAUUGGUUGGUAAUGUUACAGAUAGCAAGGGAAGCAUCAUGCAAUACAAAGCAGUAAGUAAUCCAGCAUUCAUUUUUUUUCUUUCUCUCUCUCUUUCUGUUCUCACUUGGAGGUGUGUCUUUUUGUCCAUAUAAAAACCAACAGUCUGGCAAUCAGGAUUCAGAUUUGUUGCCUUCCUCCUAGAAUUCACAGCCUCCCCUUGCUUCAUUCCACUUUGUUUGCUUUUUUUGCACUGGAUGAAUAACUCUUUGGAUACAUUUUUUGGAUAUAUUUGAAAUACUCAGCACUGGGAAUAAGAGAUCACCCAGCAAAUCAGCAGCAUUGUACUCCUGGAGUGAAAGAUGUCUGCAGUAUUAAAGGUUUUAAAUGAUAAGAAAGAGAUACUGGAAGGUGCUGUAGAAGUUAUUCAGCAAGGAGUUGAAGCUCUUGCAAAUGAUGUAGGGAGUAUAUCUCCCAUAUUUCAAAUAGCUGGUCCUCUGCUGAAACUCGCCUUGGAUAAUGUGGAAAAUGGGGAGGAGCGUUACAUUAAAGAUCAACUCCAGACACUACAAACCAAACUCGAUGUUAUUUCUGACAAGAUUGACGCAAUCAGCAGAGAACUUGAGAAAAGUCAAAUGAAUAUCACAUGCUUUGAAAUGGAAAAAGUUAUUCGAAAUCAGUAUAGAAAAUUCUCAGACAUAAUCCAGGCCAAGCCACAGUACAAAGAGACCAAGAAGGAAUUCUUUCUGGAAUACUUUGAGGACACUGACGGAGAUAAAAGUCUACAUGAUAUUUAUGAUGCAAUAAUGGGGAACUCUGUCAGUGGGAAAUCCAUUCUCCAGACUGCCCUAACCACUGAGCAAUACGAUCGCCGUGUUCUGGAAGAGUUUAUUGCACGAGUUAAAAGACUUUUCUGUAUGGGUGUGUUUGUUGUGGUGGGCAAUGCAGUCCUUAUAGGGAAACCAAAAGAAGAUGAGUUAGUAGAAACUUGGGAAAAUAAUUUCAAUGCAAUGGAGAAGAAGAUGAAGGCAGCUAUUGAUGAGUGCAUUGAUGCAUUUCCAGAUCUGGCAAAAGCUGGCAUUGAAAAACUUAUUACUGAACAAAGCUGUAAAGAUAAUCCAGAGCUUGCAAAGCAAAUACAUACUUUCUUGAAAGAUAAAUUUUACUGGCUUAGCUGGUCAAUUCGUGUCUAUGACAAUCAAUCCAGUGGCUAUCUGACUUCUUUGCUUCGCAAAGAUGACUAUCAUCACAUCAUGGGAAAAAAUUAUUUUCAAUUCCUUAAAUAUAAUACCAAUGUCAUUGUUUCCUACUCCAGCAACCCAAAACCUGUUGAUAAAUUUAAAAUUCGCCAGCUAAUGGAAUCCCAGGAUAGGAAACAGAGUGCUACUUCAAUAGGUAACCAUGUGAGAGACAACAUGCCUGGUUAUUUGGUACAUAGUAUUGGCCGAUAUAAGGGAUUAUGGGGGGAAUGGAAUUUCCCUGAUGGAUGCCAUUAUUGGGAAAAUUACAGGAAUAUUACUCUUAUUGUUCAUUCUGAAUGACUGUCUUUGUUGGCUGUAUCUAAACUGCUUUAAAACAAAUGGCCUUCUAACCCCUAAAAGUAUGACUGAAUAUGUCAUUACAGAGUGACACAGUACUUGCAUUGCAUACAUAGUUUGUCAGAAACUAAGCUGUCUGCAUUCCUUCAUUUAUAAAGUGAGUCAGUGAAACAGAGAACUUAUUGAUUUGCUCUCAUUUGAAAUACAGACAUUCAUUCAUGGAGAUAUGCUUCAUUUAUCUAUGGUAUCCCCACUACUGGUUAAAUCAAAUAUGUUUUGAAGAUGAUAUUCUAAGGGUUUGCUCACAUUCACUAAGAUCCACCAAAUUGAUUUUUGCUACAUGAUAUCAUUGUAUUAACCAAAGUUACUCUUUGGGAAGGUGAGAGUAUGAUUAUUUCAGCUGUACAACUGCAGCAUAUAGACUGAUUUACAUUUAGAGAAUCAUGCUGUUCUCCUAGAUUGAUGCAACUGUCUAACAAAAAUGGUUCUUCUGGUGGUCAUAAUAUAUCAGUUAUUGUUCUUUUAUUCUGUGUAUCUGUUUCAACAGCUGCAACUUAUUUUUUGAAGUAAGUUGGAAUGGUAAAAUAAAGCUAGAAAUGUUAUAUUAUGAAAUAACAUCAAGAAUUUACAAACUCCAAUUAAUAUCCAUUUAAAGGUAAUGUCCUAAAUGCAUGCCCACUGUGAAUUAAAUAACUGAUGUGUCUAAACUUUUUAUACUUUGAAAAUGGAAACAUACUCCAAUGCAAACUCAUUUAUCAAAUAUUCUUUCUGAAAAAAUCUUACAUGUAAACGUUAUGUUUACAAAACUAUUAAAUUAUAAUAUAGAUGUGA